CAAACAGGACCGGUUUCAUGCUAACGCUAAUGGCCCCAGAAGGGUGAAGCAGCACUCCGACGAUGGCUGGGGUGUUUGAGGUGGAGGUUGAUGGUGUGGAGCACGACCACGGACUGGGACACCACGAUGAACCGCACCAGAUCGACGUGUCCAAGCUCUCACCAGAAGAAAAGUGGAGGGUGGAGCAUGCAAGAAUGCACGCCAAACACAAAGGCCAUGAGGCCAUGCACGCAGAGAUGGUGCUCAUCCUCAUCGUCACCCUGGUCGUCGCCCAGUUAGUCCUCGUGCAGUGGAAACAGAGACAUACAAAGUCAUACAAUCUAGUGACUCUGUUCCAGAUGUGGGUAGUUCCUCUCUACUUUACUACCAAACUCCACUGGUGGAGGUUCCUGACCACGUGGUUUAUCUUCUCUGUCGUCACAGCCUACAUCUCCUUCCGUGCCACUCGCAAGCCACUGUCCUGCACCACACCGAGGUUGGUGUAUAAGUGGUUCCUCCUCCUCUACAAAGUCAGCUAUGGUACAGGAAUAGUUGGUUACAGUGUCAUCAUGUUUACACUUUUUGGUAUCAACCUAAUAUUCAGGAUAAAGCCAGAGGAUGCCAUGGACUUUGGUGUUUCUUUACUAUUCUACGGUCUGUACUACGGCGUCCUGGGGAGGGACUUUGCGGAAAUGUGUGCAGACUUCAUGGCCUCAACCGUCGGGUAUUACAGCGCAUCCGGCAUGCCAACCAAACACCUCUCUGACAAUAUCUGUGCCGUGUGCGGUCAGGCAAUCCUCGUAGACGUCAGCGAGGAAGGGAUUAUUGAGAACACAUACAGAUUAUCCUGCAACCAUGUGUUCCAUGAGUUCUGCAUAAGAGGAUGGUGUAUCGUCGGAAAGAAGCAGAUGUGCCCUUACUGCAAGGAGAAGGUGGAUCUGAAGAGGAUGUUCAGUAACCCGUGGGAGAGGCCACACGUCAUGUAUGGACAACUUUUGGACUGGCUUCGGUACCUGGUGGCCUGGCAGCCUGUUAUUAUUGGAUUUGUGCAAGGUAUCAACUACAUCCUGGGUCUGGAGUGACCUGCGACUGGCAGUAAAGGACAUACACGCUACACAUAGAAGAUGUGCACUGGCUCGAAAAGACUGUGGGCCUAACAUUGAACUAAAAAUACCAAUAAAAAGUGUCAAUACUUUUUUUGUAUGUAUUUAUAGGCACAUUGUCUGCAUUUUACAGAUUAUUUGAAUUUUAUUAGCAAUUUGAAAUUUGAUGUCUGUGUCAGUCUCCCAAGAUUUGCUUUACACCAGCAUUACACCUUAAUAAUUGGUUUGUGCAUCUUACAGUCUAGUAGAAUGUUUUUUUUCUAAAUCAUUAGAGAGGUUCUCAUUUCAAUAAUCUAUGUCUUAAGUGUGCGUGUUGAUAGUUGAAGGAUCAUGCUGGUGUUUUUCUUCCUCAUGUUGAUAACAUGAGAAAUAAAUACUGUACGGAAAUAGUUUAAAGUCAUUGCUCCCUUUGCCUCGUCAGUACACACAGACUUCCUCUUCAGCUGCGUCAUUUGUGGUUAAAGGUAAUCGCUGAUAUAAAGCUGUUUGACCUGGACUGAUUCCAUACUUUGACCUGAAGUGCAACUGUGGAUAGUUUCCUAAGCAUUUACAGUAAUAGACCUUGUGACCGAAAGUCUCGUCGUGAGGAUAAAGUGUGAAUCAUAAAUAACCAGGAAUGACAGGAAUUCAAAAUGUCCUGAUUGUCUUCAUGGACACACAUUAAUGACACAACUGUCUUUGAUUUGACUCUUUGUUUCAUUCAUGUUUAAGGACAAUUUUUAAUACAAUUUAAGCAUCGGUUCACUUGCAUUACAAAAAUAUAUUAGAAAUGUACAAAAUAGUCAUUACUUAGCUGUCUGUAUCAAUUCCUGCUGAUAGUUCUAAUUCAUGUAACUAUCAGCUGUGUUCUGUGGAUUAAGUUUCAGGUAAGACGUAUUUCUUUUACAAUUAUUGAAAAUCGUAUUUAUUAUGUUGGUAUUAAUAAGUACACUUAAUCUACCUCCAUUAUUUUGAGUUUUGCAGCAGAAAGUUCAGCUGGAUAAAAGCCUAAAUCUAUCUACAUUGGUAGCUACUGUGAGACGUGAGAAGCUAUCUUUCUGUAAUUUGGGUAAGUUAAGGCAUUUCUAAAAUUAGCACAAACCAAAGCUACGAUACCAGCUAGUUACUGAGCUGAAACCAUUAAUUGUUCAAACAACGUCUGUCGAGGAUGAGGAGGAAACAUUUCCUGGAAUGAUCCUUUAACUCAGUGACUGCUGAUGGUGCCAGUCUUUUUUUAAAUGUGAUCUGAUUGAUUCGAGGUUUCAGAGGGAGUUUGUACAACACGGCCAACCUGAACAUAUUGUUCUAUUGUUCAUGUUUUGAUCAAGAUCGUUUAAUAAAUGUCAAAUGAUUGAGA
Limanda limanda (common dab) is the source of this 2418-nucleotide messenger RNA. It is a transcript of the gene rnf121, whose product is annotated as ring finger protein 121. The transcript is spliced from 9 exons. Gene Ontology annotation, cellular component: endoplasmic reticulum membrane; Golgi membrane. The coding region runs from base 63 to 1061 and encodes 332 amino acids. NCBI's taxonomy places the organism in Eukaryota, Metazoa, Chordata, Actinopteri, Pleuronectiformes, Pleuronectidae. The record is from RefSeq and is a predicted model, not a curated record. Gene Ontology annotation, molecular function: metal ion binding; ubiquitin protein ligase activity.